This is a messenger RNA of Haliotis rubra (blacklip abalone), 6447 nucleotides long. Its product is annotated as tubulin-specific chaperone D-like. Gene Ontology annotation, biological process: adherens junction assembly; microtubule cytoskeleton organization; bicellular tight junction assembly. Gene Ontology annotation, molecular function: GTPase activator activity; beta-tubulin binding. The record is from RefSeq and is a predicted model, not a curated record. Gene Ontology annotation, cellular component: lateral plasma membrane. NCBI's taxonomy places the organism in Eukaryota, Metazoa, Mollusca, Gastropoda, Lepetellida, Haliotidae.
ACAUGGCGGCUGCUACGGAACGUUCGAGUGUCAUGGAAGUCGACGAUGGUGAAGGCGAUGUGUUAAAAGCAUAUCAUGAAGAUUUCAAGGAGAUCGAAGAAAUUCGGUCACUUAUCGAUGGGUUGAAGGAUGUUUAUGAAGACCUUCGGAGAUUAGAAAUGUCAUGUGAACGAUUCACUAUUAUCAUCGAUUCCUACCAAGAACAACCUCAUCUGAUUGAUCCCCAUCUAGAGUCCCUGCUGCUGCAGCUGUUGAACCAGGCCAGGAACCCUGACACCCCAGUCCCUGUUGUCCACCUGGCCUUCAAGUAUAUCUAUCUCAUUACUAAGAUGCGAGGAUAUAAGAUUGUUGUCCGCCUCCUGCCUCAUGAAGUUGCGGAUGUUGAACCGGUGUUGGCGCUUAUAAAACAACAAGACCCCUAUGACUUUAAGUACUGGGAAUCUCGGUACAUCCUGCUGUUGUGGCUGUCAAUGGUGUGUAUGAUUCCCUUUGACAUGGUCCGUCUUGAUGGCAGUUUGGGAACUGAAGGCGGAGAGAAAAAGAAACCAGUCAUGGAUCGAAUCAUUGAAGUGGGCAAGACGUACCUGAGUGUCAGCGGCAAGAGUCGCGAUGCAGCAGCAUUCCUCAUAUCUCGCUUCAUGACCCGACCAGAUGUGGUCAAGCAGAAACUACCCGAGUUUCUGGACUGGUGUGUUCAGAUUCUCCACACAGCUGAUCGUAAUACAAUGAUGGGCACGAACCAACUGUCCGGUGUGUUGAUGACAAUGGCGCUGCUCUUCAAAAGAGCAAAAAGAGAGGAUCUGCUUCAAUAUGCUCCAUCUGUGUUGACGAAUGUCAGAGAUAGUAACAUGAUGGAGAGUGGCAACACCAUCCUGCGGAAACUAACUGUCAAGCUCAUACAGAGACUCGGGCUUACCUUCCUCAAGAACAGAGUCGCUGCCUGGAGAUAUAAGAGAGGCAGCAGAUCUCUGACCGAGAACUUGAAACAGACAAAACAAAACGAUAUAACUGAGAACCAAAUUGAUGAAGAUGAUGACGAUGAUAUUGAUGUCCCUGAAGAAAUUGAAGAUGUUAUAGAGCAACUGUUGGGAGGCCUGAGGGACAAGGACACAAUCGUGAGGUGGUCAGCAGCUAAAGGGUAGGCAGUAUUGGCGAGUGACGGGCGCUUACCGAAGGAGCUUGCUGAUGAGGUGGUGGGGUCAGUGUUGGAGCUGUUUAGUCUGCAGGAAACAGAUGGAGCCUGGCAUGGAGGUUGCCUGGCGCUGGCCGAGUUAGGUCGGAGAGGUCUCCUGGUGCCCCAAAGACUCCCAGACGUUGUUCCUGUUGUGCUGAGAGCUCUGGCGUAUGAUGAACGGCGUGGAAGCUUCUCUGUUGGAGCACAUGUCCGUGAUGCUGCCUGUUAUGUGAACUGGGCAUUCGCCAGGGCUUACGAUCCUCAGGAAAUCAGUCCAUAUGUCAACAAAAUAGCAAAUGGGUUGUUGGUAGCGUCUGUGUUUGACCGGGAGGUGAAUGUACGAAGGGCUGCAUCUGCAGCAUUCCAGGAGAAUGUUGGCCGUCAGGGCACAUUUCCCCAUGGUAUUGACAUCUUGACAGCCGCUGACUACUUCGCUGUUGGCAUCAGAAACUACUGCUAUCUGGAACUCAGCGUGUAUAUUGCACAGUUCAAGGAGUACAGUAAAUCACUGAUAGAUCAUCUGGCGGAAGUCAAGUCUGCACAUUGGGACAAUGCUAUACGAGAGCUGACAUCCAAAUCCCUGCACAAUCUCACAGCACGAGAACCGGAGUUUGUGGCCAAAACAGUGUUGCCUGCCUUGAUUGAGAACGCAACUGGAAUAGACUUGUACCAAAGACAUGGGGCCAUCCUGGCAGCUGCAGAAGUGACACAUGCUCUGUCGAAGUUCGCACAUACACAGGGAAAGUCUGUUUCAGACAUGAUAGAUGAAUCAUCUACAGAAGGACUGCGGAGUCUGGCCAAAAAGCUGCGAGAUUCUCAACUGUUUCGGGGUCUGGGAGGAGAACUCAUGAGGAAAGCAGUCUGUCAUCUUAUCCAGAAACUUGCAGAAUCCAAGAUGCCAUAUCACGGGCAACCAAUAAUCGAUGUAUGGCAAGAAAUUCUAGAUGACUGUCUGUUUCACAAUGAGACAGAAAUCCAGCAAGCUUCCAUUGGAGCAGCCCCAGCUUUCUACACAGAGUACUGCCGAGAUGCUGAUGGUAAACUGGACACCAAGAGACAAAAUGCUGUUGUGGAGAAGUACUUGAAAGAGCUGAAUUCAUCAAAUGAAAUAUCCAGGAUGGGACACAGUCUAGCACUAGGGGGGUUCCCCCAGUUCAUGUUGGAGGGGAAGCUGAUGGAAGUCCUCAUGGGGUUGGUGCAUGCGUCCAGCAUCAAGGAGAACGUGGUCCACAUGGCUGAGGCACGCAGAGAUGCAGUGAAGGCCAUCACUAGCAUCGUGAAGACAGUGGGUGUGAUCCCGACUGGGGGUCCAUCCUCCUGUAUCUGUCCAGACAACAUCAGCACGGUGUUCAACGCCCUGCUGGCCGCCAUGAAGGACUACACCCUCGACUCUCGGGGAGAUGUCGGAUCCUGGGUACGAGAGGCCAGUAUGGUGGGACUAGUGGUCCUUAUGUCCCUGGCGGUCAAGGCAGACCCUCAGCUCAUCACGCCAAGUGUAUGUGAGAAGGUAUUCUGCUGCCUCAUCCAGCAGGCUUGUGAGAAGAUUGACAGAACCAGAGCAGUAGCUGGCUCUGCCUUCAUCGACCUGCUGUGUCACAAACCACCACUACCUCACAUUCCCCAUAAAGAAAACCUGGACAAUAUAUUUAAUCCAAUGGCUAAUAACAACCAUCGAGAAUUGAUGCAGAAUAAGAUGGAGCUCAUAUGGGGUAAAGUCCUAACAGAUGAAGAAAAUCGCCAGUUCGGAGCAAGCUCUGUCAACUGGGCAUCCCCAUUUGAGACAUUUCCCAGAUUUGUAGAGCUACUCAACCUACCAGCAUACCGCUACAGUGUGUUACUAGGGAUGGCUGUCAGUGUUGGUGGACUCACAGAGUCUUUGGUGAAGCACUCCAGCAGUUCAAUGUACAACUAUCUGAGGGGCCACAACUACGAGGGCGAACAAAUGGAGAAGUUUGUGGAGACUCUUGUACAGAUCUUCAAGGACUUCCAGAAAGUAGACAGGGUGUCGGUGCCUCUACUGAAGAUGAUUGACCAGAUGCUGUCCAAGGGCUGUUUCUCCUCCUUCACAAACACAGAAGGACAUCCCUUCCCGCUUGACAUGACAGAACUGGUGAAGAAGGAAUUAGCUCGCAGUGGAGACCCCAACAAGUUGAUGGCAGGAGCUGAUGUGUACUGUGGGCUUCUGGAAUUCUCAGGGGACAACCGGAAAAAGGUGUUGCUAAACCUUGCCAUGCUCCUUUGUCACAGAUACCCAAGAGUACGGAAGUCUACAGCCAACAAGUUGUAUGAAGCCUUAGUGACAUAUGAUGGUGUUGUAUCUGAUGAAAAUCUGGACGAGGCCCUCAAUGUACUUAGUGACACAAACUGGGAUAAUGCCAUUGAGGAGAUACGACCAAUCAGGAACACACUGUGUGAUCUCUUGAACAUCAGCAGACCAAUCAUGAAGAAGCCCCCAGGAAACCCAGAGGGGAGUCAAGGUGGGAAGGUGUGAGCGGUAAAAAGAUCGAGGAAGUUGUGGAGAUGCGAGACAUUGGAAGAAAAAAAUAUCAAGCUUUUCUGUUACUGCAAGAUACUGCUUCUAUUUACCAGUAAAUAUUUUCCUAUUUCUUAUACCAGUCUGUUUGAUAAACAAUGAUAAUGCUUGUAGCCAUGACGUUAUCACCUAAAGGUAACAAGACUGUUGAUAUAAGAGACUGGUAUCUCUGUGAACAUGUCAUAUUUUGUGUAUUACUUUAUAUCAUUUGUGAUGAGACAAAAACUAGCGAAUCAAGUUACUGGGCACUUUUAUCAUGAAUCAGGUUUAAGGUUUGUAAAUGUGUUGACAUUAUCUGUAGCGACAGAGGCAUCGGGUUACGCAUGCCCAGAGGCACUUUCAGAUUAUCUCAGUUUUGUAGAUGCCAAUCUUGUUUACAACUUGUGCCUUCAAGCUUUGAAUAAAUUGUUUGCGUCAUUCCAACGUGGGUAGAUCAACAGGAAAUCUGUAAGGUUAUGUGAAAACUUCUGUAACAACAACUUUUGAUUCAUGUAAAGGUUAAUACAUGGUUAAUCAUAUUGAACCAAGGUCAAGGUUGCAGUGAUGUUUGAACUUACAUGUACAAGAUGUUCAGGUUCAGCUGAAACAUUCAUUAAAAUUCUUCUUGCUCCAGUUCACUAGAUCUAGACCUUUCAUUGAUUGGCUGAUCUAUAAUCAACAAAUUAAAAAAAGUAUGAAAUAUAUAUAGCAAAUAUCUAACUGUUUCAUAAAAACUGCGUCAAAUGAGUGUAGAUCAAGUAGUGAUGGGAAUAUUCCUCCGGGUAUAAACUGUAUUUCACAAUAGGCUUGUGUUAUUGAAAUAUUUCAUGAGGUGUUUUUAUCAGAUUAAGCCUCAUUAUCACUGUUUUUAUUAUCAUUAUUUAUGAAUAAAUGAAACUCGGUAUCAGUUCAGCAGGUACUUUCAAGGUGUAAAAUGUUGGUGUGACUCUCUCACUGCAGCUGUGUGUAGACAGACGAUUGACAGGCACAUCAUACUGGUGACAGCCCUUACAAAGAAACAAAGAUCCACACCUUUGCUAGUUAUUCUUUACGUGUUUUUCCAAGUAUCAUAGCCUUGAUCUGAUUCAGGAUGAAAAUAGCCUACAAAGUCACAAUGGUUGUUUAAAAACAAACAUAUUGUCCUUGAGAAGUGCUUCAAAAAGUGUGUAUUCUGAUCAUUUCUUUAUGACUUUUGUCGGCAAAUGUGUGCUAAUUACAUGUAUGUGAACACUGCAUGUUUGUGUUCAUGUGCAGCCAGGACUUAUGUGCCAGAGAGCCUGUUGUAUAAUGUGCCCAGUGAAUAAUCAUUGAAAUAAAGUGUGCUCUUCAUUAACCUGUGAUACAAAGCUUAUGCCUGUGCAUGUAGUGAUGUUUUGAAUGUUGUGUCCUGAAAAACGCUACUGCAGCAAACACUGACAGCAAAGUCCUGGUUGUGUGUUACAGCUCGACUCAACUGCUGGAAGCUUUAAGGAAGGCUCCCUGGGAGGUUUCUCAGUCUCAUUCCUAGACUAAUGCUUAGUCUCGGAAUAUGUAUAGUUGUGACAGAAUAAUUCCUGUUAGAUUGAAAAGGAGCCUUAGAUGGGAGAUUCAGAAGCUGAGGAACUUUAUACUUGGUUCAUUUAGGGUUUAGCAUUUCAGAAAGGGCUGGGCGGAAGGGAAAAUAUGCAGUUCAGGGACUGUGUGACACAUCCCAUCAUCUACAUCAACGGGUUAAUUUUAUCAGACAUUUAAGAUUGCUCUGUCAGUCUGUGUUUUAAACUACUUAUGUGAGACCCUUGUCUAGUAACAGUUUGGUUGGUCUAAAAAGCACAUGUACAGGUUGUAAUAGUCCUUUAUUUACACUAAAUUCCUAAUAGAAUGAUGACAAUAGCGUUUGUGCUAUAUUUGCCCCGAUGUUUCAGGCACAAAUUGAUUAAGGAUUAUGAUUGUGAAUGGUUGGUUUGUUUCAAGAAAACAUGUAAAUUGUUGUUAAUUUUGUCUUUUUCUCAAAGUUAUGUGUUGAAUAAAUGAUUUAUACAAUGAAUUAAAAUAAUGAAAAACUUAAUGAAAAUAUGUGAUUUUGGCACGUAUAUGAGAAAAAUAUUUUAAACUUGAUCAAAGAUUUGUUGAGUAUUUUGAUUGAACAAAAUUAAUUUUUCUGCAAAAUCAAUUAUCUGCUUACAACUAGUCACUGCAUCAGUGCAGGGUAGCUGAUACUAACUAUGAUCCAGUAUUGGAGAAUCCUUUCUGAGGAGGAGGAAGACACAUUCCAGCGUGUCAGUAACACAGAAAACAACUAAACAGAUCAAUGCUCAUGACGUCAGUCACUGGAUUGUCUGGUCACGACUCGGUUAUUUACAGUCUCCAGUUAUGUAGCUGGAAUAUUUUCUGGAAACUAAGUGUGAUAUACUGUACAUGUACUGUAUUUAUGUGCUAAAUGCAUCCUAUGUAUGUGAAAGGCUCUCAUUGUGGGUAGUUCACAACACUUUCUACUGUUUCCUUAUAUUGACAUGGCUACAGUGAUUACUUGCAAGCUGCCUUUUUUGUGUAUGCUGUGUAGUACUCCCCUACUCUGGUUUACAGAUUCUUGACUACUGUAUGACAGAUCAAUUUAUGCAUACAUUUAUGGUUGUAUAUGAUUGUAGCAUUUGGUUCACCAAUAAGAUACACUCUGUUAACCAAGUGUCUUGCUUCAGUAAUUUUGUCAAUGAGGCGAGAUUGUGUUCCUUAGGUCUCAUACACUGUAUACUAGAUUAUGGUAAUAAUAAACGCAUGAAUGAUA